GGCUCCUUCUCAGAGCUGCUUGCACCACGAGGACUACAACUCCCCUCAUCCCCUGCCACCGCGGCCACAGACGGGCAUUGCGGCCCAGCUGGCAAGAAGAGCUGGGAGAGGGGGAGGGCAUGGGAUUCUCCCCCCGCCGCGCCCCGCCCCGCCCCGCCCCAGGGAGAUGCAGGCCCCGAAGGGGGAGGGCAGCGGGGAGGGCCGUCCCGCUUCCCCGAGGCGAGGUGAGCCGGCCGCCGCGGGGCUGCCCUCACUUGCCGCUGCGGCUGCUGGUCGGGAGCCUCAGCCGGGUCGCGGGAGGAGCCCAGCGCGGGCAGCAGCGGGACGAGCGAGGAGGGCGAGCCGGUGCGGCGGGCGAGGGCAGAGCCAGGGCCAGAGCCAGAGCCGCAGCACCCGCGCUCCCCCGGGGAUGGCAGCCGCCGCGGGGUCCCGCCAGGCGGCCGCGCUCCUCCUCCUCCCCCUCCUCCUCCGGACCCUCGGCUGCCUCCUGUGGCUGAGCCACCGCGCGCAAGCCGCCCCUCUGCAGCCGCAGCCGCAGCAAGGAUCGAAAUGGUCUUACAUCGGUUCUGAUGGGGAGAAAGUGUGGCCCCAAAAGUACCCCUUUUGUGGCAGAGGUUUCCAGUCUCCCAUAGAUUUUCACAAUGAUAUUCUUCAAUACGAUUCCACUCUUCUGCCAAUCGAACUGCAGGGCUACAAUGUGUCAUCCACUGAACAGUUUCUCUUGACCAAUAAUGGACAUUCGGUGAAAAUGAGCCUCUCUCCGAUGAUGCACAUUCGGAGCCUGCCUUCCCAGUACUCUGCAGCUCAGCUCCACUUGCACUGGGGGAACCAGAACAAGCCAGAAGGAUCCGAACACACGAUUGGAGGGAAGCAUUUUGCUGCUGAACUCCACAUCGUGCAUUACAACUCCGAGAGAUAUCCAGACAUGGCGUCGGCCAUGGAUAAGUCUGACGGGCUGGCGGUCUUGGCCAUCCUGAUUGAGACAGGCCCAUUCAACCCUUCCUAUGAAAAGAUCUUCAGCCAUUUCCAAAGCGUGAAAUACAAAGAUCAGGAAACUUCCGUCCAAGGGUUCAACAUCCAAGAGUUGCUCCCAGACAAGCUGGAUGAAUAUUACCGCUACGAAGGAUCCCUGACCACUCCUCCUUGCUACCCAAGUGUGCUCUGGACCGUGUUCCGAAAGCCCGUUCAAAUUUCACAAGAACAGCUGCUGGCCCUGGAAACGGCCCUGUAUUGCACCCAGCCCAACGACCCGGCCCCUCUGGAAAUGGUGGACAACUUCCGGGGAGUCCAGGAGUUCGACGAGAGGCUGGUUUCUGUCUCCUUCCGACAAGAUGCCUGCAACAAUUAACAUUCAGCCCAGCAGAGGGAGAGAAUGGAGCCCCCACAUCUUUGGAUCCAGCCUUUUCUGUCUGGUCAGGUAGAAAUGAAAGUCAAGCAAGCAGUAUGUCCAAAUCGACCACCCAGCCACAAACACGUAAACGUUUUAAAAUGCAAGUCUGGAAUAUGCUUGCAAGGGCUCGGGAGGCAGGAUCUGAACAUACUGUGCAGACUUUCAUUUCUCUGGUACUGGUGGUUGCUGCAUGAGAACUGGUGGUUCGUUGGUGACGCCACAUUGUGAAGGUUGCACUUGUCGGCACUGCCUCAUUUGUGCGCAGACUCUGCAUGCAAUGAGCCUUGCCCAUCAAUUCCCAAAUCUGCUUUCUGUUAAGGAUGGAGAAAUGGUACACUUGGCAUGUUUACCUUUCCCAGCAUGUGUGCCCAUUUCCAUUUAAACUAGUUCUUAAUGCUGUUGUGCUCUGCCAAAGCUUGAAGACGAUUCAAUCUCUCUUCCAUCAGUUAUUGCCCGAGAUGAAAGGUGUCAGGUUAGUUACUGGCAAAAUUUUAAUACAGUCGGUUACUGGCAAAAUUUUAAUACUGUAUUUACCUGAAUCCAAGACUAGGUUCCCCCCCCGACAAUGGUAGAAAUUGGGGGGGGGGAAUCAUCUUAAAUUCAGAGUCCUGUUUCAUUUGGGUAAAUAUGUAUACGCUGUAUUUAACCCCUGCUUUUAAGGAGGUUGUCUUAAAUUGGGAGUCAUCUUCUGUUGGAGAAAUACAGUUGGUAGCAUCUACACUGAAUAAGUCAUAAGAUAUUCAGAGACCCGUCUCUCCAGAGUGGCUUUUUUAGUGCCUGCUGUUUCUGUUGGCUGCAUUUUAAAACUGGUGUUAAUUAAGAAGCCACAUUUCAGCCCAGUUCUAUACUGUUCUGCUGCCUGUCGGCUUUUACUGUUUUGUCUUGUUAUUGUGAUCUAUUUUUGUUGCAAGCCGCCCAGCAGCACUGUGCUGGAGGGAUGGGGUAGUUGCUAAAUGAGUCCCACAGACAUGAAUGGGACUUCCGCCAGUCAUGACUAACUAGUUUGGAUGCUGCCUUACGGGGUCUGGGUAAAGGGUCUGUCCAUGACCCUUGCCAGGCAUCGAGUUCCAAUUGUUACCGGCAAUUCAGGGAUAAAUUUCCAAAUUCCAUUCAUCAAACAUGAGUAAUAUCACCAGCUCCCGAAUCCCUCACCCGGACAGAAGUGCAACAUACUAGGUACACCACCAGAGCAUGCUACGGGAAGGGGUGCAUUGUGGGUGGGGCAUCAGCAGAACCAUGAUGUGGCGAAGUCUCUAAUGUUGCAAAAACGCGUGUGUGUGAAUGUGCUGCAAAUCACCCUAAGGCAGGGGUUCUCAUACCUGGGGGGCCUCAGAUGUUGUUGGACUGAAGUUUCUAUCAUUCCCUGCUACAAUGGCCUUGUGGCAGGGGGUGAUGGGAGUUGUAGUCCAACAUCAGAAGCCCCGAGUUUCCACACUAUUGCUGCAAGGAGGUAAUCAGUUGUAUUUCUAAAUACCUCAUGUUCAAUCCCUGGACCGGGGCGUAGGGAGCUCACCAGCGCUUGCAGGAUGAGCUUGACCGGCAGCCCCCUUUCUGUGUGUGCACAUGCGUGUGCGUGUACACACGCACAUGCACUAGUGCACGCCAGCCACACAUCCUGCAUAUAACUUCAUACGCAGGGGGCGUGGUCACCAGUGGCAAGACAGGUGAGCCAACUACCUGCCCGCUGCGCUGGGUGAUUCAUCAUGUGCUGUUGGGGGUCAGGGCAAAUUAGUUCUUUCGCUGCCCGACCAAACUCAAUGGCGCGUGAACAAAGCACCUAGUACAGUGUGCUGAACGUAGGGACAGACGAGCAACUGGCAGCCCUCUGAAGGUAUGGGGAGAAGCCUCUGGCGGCCCCUGGAAGACCGUGGCAGUCGAGGGGCGCUCAUCCCCCUCCUGUGCUCAGUGGUGGCCACGCGCCUGCCCUGGAUCCUUGCAAGCUUGCUGCGUUCACUGUCUAGCAGCCCUUUUCUGCUGUGCAUGGAAAACUCCAAUCUCUGCUCCUCCUUAACUGCAUUUCUUGACUGCCUGCUGCACUGUUAACAGCUGUCAAAGCUGACAGCUAUGACUUCAGAUUAGCAGAGUGCUUGACAUUACUGAACCCAGCAUAGGAGGUCUUUAGUUCAGUUUAGCAACAAUGGCCUUCAUCAAACAACCAGGGGUCGGGAAUAUGUGCGUUAGGGAAACCGAGACAGCCAACCGAGACAUAAGAUCUGUUCCAUGCCUCCCUCUCACGUCCGUGAACAGCCUCGGAUCCCGACUCCCUUUGGAAGAGAGAUCCCUGGAGGUUUAUUGUGUUUUUGUAAUAGUUGGUUGCUUUGCAAAUACACAGGCUGAGCGUUAGAGGGUGUUGAAAUAGCAGUGCACUUCGAAUGGCUGGCAAGAGGUUACCGCAGAGCCUCAGAGGAAACCGUGCACCCUAGGGUGCUUCAGCUCACUCCGCAGCUUCUGGAAGCACCCUAGGGGGCCCAGUUUCAAAAUCUCUCCAAAUCUCAGUCCGGUCUCUGUGUCUUUCUCAGAAGCCGGCUUCUCCCAUCAGAAUCAUUCAGGGCCAGCCAUUCUCAGCCAUUAGCUGACAUGAAGAAACAUCAACUGGCCUCCUGGACCAGCUGGCUGGCGUGUGUUGGCCAGCAAGCCUGUAUAGCCCAAAUCCCAGACUCACAACAGUAGGUGACCCAGGGGCGUAGCUAUAAUUGAGCGAAAGGGUUCAAAGAACACGGGCCCCCACUCCCCUAGCUACGCCCCUGAGGUGACCCGUGCUUCUUCGACCAGUUUUCUCUGUUAGUUAUUCCCAGUGGUGAAGGAAGACAGGCACAGACAGGUAUGAAGCACCCACAAAAUAACUACAGGGUGUUGGCAAAACAUUUCACCCAGGUUUAUGAUCUUUGAGUUUAAGGAUCCAGUUAUUGCUAGAUCCAAGCAUGAUCGUUCUGGUCCAACAGUCUGUUUCCAAGAGCAGGAAGUCAGAUGCCCUUGGAGCUCAUGAGGAGGAGAACACGUCUUGAGGCAGCAAGCAUGAAUUGUCCUCUUUGCUAAGCAGAGUCUGCCCUGGCUUGCAUCUGAAUGGGAGACUACAUGCAUGAGCACUGUCAGAUAUCCCCCUUUGGAGAUGGGGCCGCUCUGGAAAGAGCACCUGCCUGCUUGCCUGCAGAAGGCCCCAGGUUCCCUCCCUGGCAGCAUCUCCAGGUAGGGCUGGGAGAGACUCCUGCCUGCAGCCCUGGAGAAGCUGCUGCCAGUUAGGGUAGACAGUACUGAGCUAGAUGGACCAGGCAGCUUCCUAUGUUCCUAAGAAAAGAAGCUGCAGACAGACAUUGAGAGCCUGAACAGGUGACUUCUUUCAGUGCCUGUUUGGGGCCAUCUGUCCCUAGAGCAGGGCUGCACAGCUUUGACCCAACUACAACUCCCAUAAUCCCCAGCCACAGUGGCCAGUAGUCAGGGCUGAUGUAGUGCAACAUCUGCAGGAGAUUGUGCAGCUUUGCCCUAGAGCAGAGCUACACAACCUCAGCCCACUGCCACGGGCCCUCUAGCCCUGUCCCCUGUGUCAGACUCAGGCAGCCAAGAUUAGCCAG
This is a messenger RNA of Hemicordylus capensis (graceful crag lizard), 4959 nucleotides long. RefSeq names its product carbonic anhydrase 12 (gene CA12). Gene Ontology annotation, cellular component: plasma membrane. The coding region runs from base 167 to 1348 and encodes 393 amino acids. The transcript has 9 exons. The record is from RefSeq and is a predicted model, not a curated record. Gene Ontology annotation, molecular function: carbonate dehydratase activity; zinc ion binding. NCBI's taxonomy places the organism in Eukaryota, Metazoa, Chordata, Lepidosauria, Squamata, Cordylidae.